Messenger RNA from Nerophis lumbriciformis (worm pipefish), 774 nucleotides. NCBI's taxonomy places the organism in Eukaryota, Metazoa, Chordata, Actinopteri, Syngnathiformes, Syngnathidae. The record is from RefSeq and is a predicted model, not a curated record.
AUGUUGCAGAUCAAGAACUUGCAAGCCGAGAUCGAAGGCAAGCAGAUUCUCAAAGGUGUCGACCUCGAGGUCGGCAAGGGGCAAGUGCACGCCAUCAUGGGGCCCAACGGCUCGGGUAAGAGCACUUUGGCGCAGGUCUUGGCCGGCCGCGAAGAAUACGAGAUCACCGCUGGCGGGGUGUCGUUCAAGGAUCAAGACCUGCUCGACAUGCCACCCGAGGAGCGUGCCCGCGAGGGUGUGUUCAUGGCCUUUCAGUACCCGGUGGAGAUCCCCGGGGUCUCGAACACCUACUUCCUGAAAGCGGCGCUCAACGCCACCCGCAAACAUCGCGGCGACAGCGAGAUCGACGCGGUCAGCUUCCUCAAGCUGGCGCGGGAGAAGAUGAAGUUGGUCAAGAUGGAAGAGACGCUGCUCAAUAGGCCGGUCAAUCACGGCUUCUCGGGCGGUGAGAAGAAACGCAACGAGAUCUUCCACAUGGCGGUACUCGACCCUUGCUUAGCGGUGCUCGACGAGACCGACUCGGGGCUCGACAUCGACGCUCUGCGGGUGGUUUCGGAAGGUGUCAACACGAUGCGCUCGCCAGAACGCUCAUUCGUCGUCAUCACCCAUUACCAGCGUUUGCUGAGCUACAUCGUGCCGGACUUCGUCCACGUCUUGCUCGACGGCCGCAUCGUGCGCUCGGGUGGCAAAGAACUGGCCCUAGAGCUCGAAGAGAAGGGCUACUCCUGGCUCGAGGAAGAGGUCGCGCGGGAAACCGCCGCGGUCCCGGCCUGA